Brassicogethes aeneus is the source of this 1064-nucleotide messenger RNA. NCBI's taxonomy places the organism in Eukaryota, Metazoa, Arthropoda, Insecta, Coleoptera, Nitidulidae. The record is from the annotation of a GenBank genome assembly.
CUGCAUUCAAAACCAGUUGGGAGCCGAAGACUUAAUUUAAAAUUUUAUAUUUAUUUGUUGUUUGUUUCUUCUAUCAAGUGUUUGUGUUUUGGGCUUCGAAAAUGUUAACAAAAAUUAAUUUUUUCAUUGCUUUGCAUUGUGUUUUAAAUCAGCAAAUUCAAGGUGAAAGUAAUUUUUUUUUUGAGGGUGCCCCCAAAAGUGGAGGGCCCCCCGAAAUUACUCGACUCCUUUAUACCAGCUUCAAUGCAGAUAAUGGCCCAUUUGACAGAGUUGAUGAAAUAUGACGUAAAACCAAAUCAAAAUCCUGGAAAACCGUCUUACAGUAGCACGCAAAGGCCAACCAGUACUCACAAACCUGCCAUCUACGCCCCUGAUAUUCCACCAGGCCCAGAGGCGUACUUUUCUAAAGUUUUAAGCCCAUCCUAUGAGGAGUAUGUAAAAAGAUUGGAAAAUCCCAUUGGAACAAAUUAUUUUGAUAGAUACUCUCUAACGUCAACUGCAGUUGGUAGAACUGAUUCAGCGAGAAAUUUGGAGCGGGAAAAUCAAGAUUUAUAUUUUGGCAGCAAUUUCGCUCGGUUAUACGAACUCGCCAAUACUCUGGAGUACGAUUAUAACCCUAAAGAUGUAGAUCUACAGGUUCAAGAAUUCUCCGAAAAAUACGACGAUUCAGAUUUCAGGUUCGAACUAUUAAGACAAAAAAAAGUCCCGCCCACUAAAGCCUACGUCACACUAUUAUCCCUGUACGAUUUAAUGAACAAAGAAUCAAAACGGCUGGGUCUAAAUAAAUUUCAAGGUUACUCCGAAAAAGUCCUGUCAAAUCUGGUAGAUUCUUCAACCGGAACUUCCGCUUUUCAACUCAGAUUCGUCCUCGACAAAAUUUUGCAGCGACAGGAAGUGAAAAAACCGGAAAUAACCUCUAAAAUAACGAAACUCAUACAAGAUUUAGACAUCGACAGCAGCUACAUAAAUGACGCCCUCAGAUACAUCCCCCCCCUGCCAUUUACACUGUGAUCACCCUGUAUAAUACCGUAAUUAUGUGAUAAAUAAAAAUAUUAAAAAUGCCA